Messenger RNA from Phialemonium atrogriseum, 1903 nucleotides. Its product is annotated as cytochrome P450. The coding region runs from base 302 to 1807 and encodes 501 amino acids. NCBI's taxonomy places the organism in Eukaryota, Fungi, Ascomycota, Sordariomycetes, Cephalothecales, Cephalothecaceae. Gene Ontology annotation, molecular function: monooxygenase activity; oxidoreductase activity, acting on paired donors, with incorporation or reduction of molecular oxygen; iron ion binding. The transcript is spliced from 2 exons. The record is from RefSeq and is a predicted model, not a curated record.
GCCCCACAACCCGAUCUUGACUCGGCGACGCCACGGUCGGACCGCAUCUCCCGGUCCGGUGAGCUGGCACAGCUGGGUGACUUGCACGGUCGGCAGGAAAAGAAUACGUACCCCUAGUUGCAAUCUCCAUCGGGAGUGUUUGGGGGGGAGGAAGGGCGAAGAAGUCGCGUCCACAUGACAAAGAGCAAGGACAAGCCGCCCGAUUGAUUUAAAGAGGUGCAUCCGAGGCAAUCAGUCAGCUCUUAAUAGCCUACAGACCAUAGCUACUCACCGGCAGACAUCAGCGUGGUAUUCACCUACAAUGCUCUCGACGUAUACUCUCUUCUUUCUGCUGGCGGGGGCAGCGCUCCUGGUGGUACAACUCGCUAUCACCAGCUCCAAGCUGGCCGGCAUCCCGGGCCCUUGGAUAGCACGCUUCACGGACCUCUGGCGCUUCCGAGCCCAGAACUCAAAGGGAUGGUCAGCCCGGCUUGUCGCCCUGCACGAGAAGCACGGAAAACUGGUGCGCAUCGGGCCCAGGCAUGUCAGCAUCAGCGACCCUAAGGCAGUACCCAUCGUAUACGGCACCAGUCCUGUGUGGUUGAAGGGCCCAUCAUACUAUGGCGCAGCGACCGUCAGCCAAGGGCGCACGGUGCCGAGCGUGAUCGCCAUGACCGAGAGGCAGCAUACGGCGGUGCGCAAGUCGGCGGGACGCGCCUUUACCACCAACUCGAUGCUCGACUACGAGGCGUCGAUCGAGACCUCGGCAACGGAGCUGGUGCGUGUUCUUGAAGACCACCCGACUACCGACGUCGCCAACUGGCUGCAGUUAUUUGCCAUGGACGUGCUGAUGCGAAUCGCCUUUGGGGAGUCCCUGGGCUUUAUGGGCAAGGGUGGCGACGUCGACGGUAUACUGGAUGCCGUCAUGGCCCGCUUCGACCACUGGAAUGCGUGGGCGGCUUUGCCGGGCGCUGACUACCUUUUCAACAAGGGACCGUUAGCAUCACUGCUGCGGAAGCAGGGUGACAGCCCGCUGGCCCGCGUCGGACUCGCCAAGCUGAUGGCGCGGAAGGGCGCUGCCGACCAGACGGAGAAGAAAGACCUACUGCAGAAGUUCCUCGACGGCCAGGCCAAGUACCCGGACAUUGUAUCGCACGACGAGAUCCUAGGCAUCAUCAUGUCAACCAUUGGCGCGGGCGCCGACACGACGGCCGGCACGAUAGCCUACACGCUCUACCUGCUCUGCAAGCACCCAGCUGCGGCCCAGAAGCUGCGAGCAGAGCUAGACGAGGCACAGCGGGCGGGGACCUUGACAAGCCCGCCCAGGUGGUCUCAGGUCAGCCAGCUGCCAUACCUCGACGCGACGCUCAAGGAGUCGAUGCGCGUGUUCCCCAUCGCCGCUUGGGGUCUUGACCGCAUAGUGCCGCCGGGUGGCGCCACCAUCGCCGGCCAGUACAUCCCCGCUGGAACCGUGGUCGGCUGCCAGAUCGACGCGGUGCAUCUGGAUGAGGACGUGUACGGACAGGACUCGUCGACCUUCCGGCCGGAGCGUUGGCUCGAGGCUAGUGAAGACCAGCACCGCCGCAUGGACCGAGCCUUUCUCGCCUUUAGCGCUGGCAAGCGCACGUGCACAGGUCUCCAUAUUGCGUGGCUCGAGAUGAAGAAGGUUCUUCCGCUACUUCUUAUGAAUUUCGAGAUGGACCUUGUCGAUCCCGGUCAGGAUGUCGUGGGCUCGGUACGAAUCAGUGCUGUCAAGUACCCACCACCUAUCUGGAUGCAUGUCAAGAAGAGGCAACCGAUUGAUGUACCAGAUGCACCAAUACCGUAAUGGCAUAAAUGCCAGAAAGGUGCACCGUUCAAAAGCUGUUGUCAUAUUCCUAGGGCUAGCCUACAAAAUUGCGCAAUAGAGCACAUUAGACGCGCC